Cricetulus griseus (Chinese hamster) is the source of this 411-nucleotide messenger RNA. The record is from RefSeq and is a predicted model, not a curated record. Lineage: Eukaryota; Metazoa; Chordata; Mammalia; Rodentia; Cricetidae.
AUGACCGCGUUGGCUUCUUGGCAGCUGCUUCUUCUCCUCUGUGUCACCAUCUUUGGGGAGCCACUGGCAAAGGUGGCACCUGUGGCGAACCCUGGACCCACAGGUCAGCGGCCCGGACCCCAGGAACUCAUCAAUGCCUGGGAAAAAGGCCCGCGGUGCGCAGAGAGGAAACCUGGGGUUGCAGGGCUGAGAGCCCGUCGGACCUCGCCGUGCCCACCUGUCGAGAGCUCCGCGGGGCGCCCGCGGCCCGUGUGCGCUGCUCGCAGUCGCCUGAUCCCGGCACCGCGCGGAGCGGUGCUGGUGCAGCGCGAGAAGGACCUGUCAGCCUACAACUGGAACUCCUUCGGCCUGCGCUAUGGCAGGAGGCAGGCGGCGCGGGCAGCGCGGGCAACACGAGCAGCGCGGGGCUGA